AUGGCCAACGACACUCUAAUGAAGGAGGGCAAAGACAUUGCGGCCAUACCCUUGGCAGUCACCGACUUCAAUGUCUUGGUUGCGCUGCUGGGUGGGUUCAUCUCGCUAUUUGGGCUGGUGUCAUAUCUCUUCAAGGAGACAUACUACCUAUCUGAAGCUCUCAUAUCACUCUUGGCAGGUGUAGCCUUUGGGCCGUUUGCCGCCGAUUGGAUCCGGCCUUGGUCUUACGCCGCUUGUCACCGAGAUCGCCUCACGGACGCGCAAUGUGAGGACCGGCUGGGUGCCAUCACGCUCAACUUUUCCAGGCUGGUACUCGGCGUGCAGCUGGUUCUCGCUGGAGUCCAGCUGCCUAGCAAGUACCUCUGGAAGGAGCUGAAACCUAUCUUGCUACUCGUCGGCCCCGGCAUGGCCUGCAUGUGGAUGGCCACGAGUCUUCUUGUUUGGGGACUUGUCGGCACGCCGAGCUUUUUGCACGCCCUAGCUGUCGGGGCAUGCGUCACUCCUACCGAUCCAGUCCUGUCUGCCGUCAUUGUCAAGGGCAAGUUUGCCGAUCAUAACAUCCCCAAAGACUUGCAGGAUCUCAUUGUUGCCGAGUCCGGAACGAACGAUGGCCUGGGAUACCCCUUCUUGUUCUUCGCCCUCUACCUUAUUAAAUACAUAGGAUCCGGCGCAACCUCAGGUGGUGCUGGGGAUGCCAUGGGUCUUUGGUUUGCCUUGACGUGGGGAUAUACCAUUAUCCUAAGCAUCAUCUAUGGUGCCGUGGUAGGUUGGCUAGGCCGGGAACUGCUCUACUUUGCCAAAAAGCGCAACUACGUUGACCGUGAGAGCUUCCUCGUUUUCGCUGUCGCCUUGGCUUUAUUCGUUCUAGGCACCUGUGGUCUGAUUGGCACAGACGAUGUGUUGGCAUGCUUUAUUGCUGGCAAUGCCUUCACCUGGGACGAUUGGUUCCGCCUACAGACCAAGGAUGACUCGUUACAGCCGACAAUUGAUAUGCUUCUUAAUGUCACCAUCUUCCUAUGGUACGGCGCCUACCUCCCGUGGAGAGAAUUUGGCCACAAUUCUGUCAUUCCAUUGAGUCGACUGAUUCCCCUUGGCCUGCUGGUGCUGCUUCUACGACGCGUACCGUGGGUGUUUGGCAUGCACAAAUGGAUUCAUCAAAUUAGUCAUGCCCGACAGGCCAUCUUUGUGGGAUUUUUUGGCCCAAUCGGUGUGUCGGCUGUCUUCUAUCUCUUCAUCAGUAUUGAAUUCAUUCAGCAGCAUUUGAGUGAUGAAAAUGGCAUUCCCAGAUCGGAUGUCAAGGACCUCGCUGAGACAAUUACAGUGGUGGUUUGGUUCCUCGUCGUGUGCAGUAUUGUUAUCCAUGGCCUGAGCAUUCCCGUCGGCAAGCUAGGGUAUCUCGCGCCAAGACUCCAUCGCGUGCUGAGUGAAAGUCUCAGUGAGACACUUAGCACUGAUCGGUUCAGCGGCCAGGCUCGCAGGCGGAUUCCCUUCUUUGGUAGAUUUAUCAGGGGACCAGAGGAUGUUGAAGCAAACCUUGCAGCACAAGUGCGUCAAGGCACGGCGCCGAUUCGUCGGACGGGACAGGGUGUUGUACCUUCCAAGAUCAAACCAGAACAAGACCCUAGAGGCGCAGCAGUUGUAGGUCCGAACAGUCACGAAGAUGCUGAGAGCUCUGGAACUCGAACGAACAUUGAGGGUGAAGCCACAGUCUCGGAGACGUGGACUGUGGCAAAGGGGAGAAGUCAGUCUGUCGAUGAGCCCGAAGCUCUGGUUUCGGAAACCAGUAGCCCUGGCCGGAGUGCGAGAAGGGAGAUCCAGUUCUCUGACGAGGUGCCGGCGAGCCCACGAGCUCCGACUAGUAAGCGAACUUGA
Messenger RNA from Metarhizium album ARSEF 1941, 1872 nucleotides. Its product is annotated as Na(+)/H(+) antiporter 2. Gene Ontology annotation, cellular component: plasma membrane. Gene Ontology annotation, molecular function: sodium:proton antiporter activity. Gene Ontology annotation, biological process: proton export across plasma membrane; regulation of membrane potential; sodium ion export across plasma membrane. Bases 1 to 1872 code for a protein of 623 amino acids. Lineage: Eukaryota; Fungi; Ascomycota; Sordariomycetes; Hypocreales; Clavicipitaceae. The transcript has 3 exons. The record is from RefSeq and is a predicted model, not a curated record.